AUGCCAACGCUGAGCCAUAUUAAGACACCAGGGGCUACUGUGGAAACAGAUAGCUCGCAGGAUGGUUUGGCCAACGAUCAGUUGGAAGAAUUACUUCUUAAAUACCAGGCAUUUUCAAACUGUCCAUUGAAGCCACCACCCAGGGUUAAUCCAGAAAUAAAAGCUUCAUUAAGUGAAUCGUCUUUAACCCGAGACUCGCGCCUGUUAGCCAGUCAGAAUCGCCUUUGCUCAGCUUUGUCUUCUAUAGGCAGUGCUUUAUCUAUCCUCUUUUCGGAGGAGUUAGAAGAACCCAAAUGUACAGUAAUAAAACUAAUUAAUGAUGUUGCAAAAUUAAUUGUAGAUGUUCAUUAUGAACAAUCUCAGGCAUUGGAUUGUUAA
Molecule: messenger RNA, 378 nt
Organism: Brassicogethes aeneus
Lineage: Eukaryota; Metazoa; Arthropoda; Insecta; Coleoptera; Nitidulidae
Source: the annotation of a GenBank genome assembly